Messenger RNA from Polistes canadensis, 1372 nucleotides. RefSeq names its product acyl-protein thioesterase 1 (gene Apt1). Lineage: Eukaryota; Metazoa; Arthropoda; Insecta; Hymenoptera; Vespidae. The coding region runs from base 158 to 811 and encodes 217 amino acids. The record is from RefSeq and is a predicted model, not a curated record. The transcript has 7 exons. Gene Ontology annotation, molecular function: palmitoyl-(protein) hydrolase activity; carboxylic ester hydrolase activity. Gene Ontology annotation, cellular component: cytoplasm. Gene Ontology annotation, biological process: protein depalmitoylation.
AUAUAUAUAUAUAUAUAGGGAAUAUUUAUUAACCAACUCUGCAGUCAGUUGAAAGGAUUAAUGUCUGGUGUUCUAUUCUCUGUUUACGAUUUUUAUUAAAUUAAUAUACAACUAGUUUCUUACUUUCUAUAGUACUUAGAAAAUCAAAGAAAAUAUAAUGUCAAGCCCAGUGAUAAUUUCUGCUGCUACCAGACAUACAGCCACGCUUAUAUUCUUCCAUGGCUUAGGUGAUACAGGAAAUGGUUGGGCCAGUCCUAUAGCAGCUAUAAGACAAUCUCAUGUCAAAGUUAUUUGUCCAACAGCACCAACAAUGCCAGUUACUCUUAAUGCAGGCUUUAGAAUGCCAUCUUGGUUCGAUUUACGAUCUCUGGAUCCUACUGGUCCAGAAGAUGAAGAGGGUAUACGUAAAGCUGCGGAAUAUGUUCGUAGUUUAAUUGCACAAGAAGUUGCUGCAGGUAUAUCAACAAAAAAUAUUGUCCUAGGAGGAUUUAGUCAAGGCGGAGCUUUAGCUAUGUAUAGUGCACUUACACACCCAGAACCUUUAGCUGGUAUAGUAGCUUUGUCAACUUGGCUUCCUUUACAUCAAAAGUUUCCAGCAGAAGCAUUAGCAAACAAUAAUACACCGUUAUUACAAUGUCAUGGAGAUUGCGAUCCUAUAGUGCCAUAUAAAUGGGGUCAAAUGACUGCAUCGUUUCUUAAACAAUUUAUGUCACAGACAGAAUUUAAAACAUACAGGGGAAUGAUGCAUACAUCCUCUGAAGAGGAAAUGCGAGAUGUGAAAAAAUUCCUUAGCACAGUCUUGAAGCCAUAAUAAAUUACGUUAAGCACACUUACAUUUUAAGAAUGAGUCCGAUUGAUAUAUUGUUUAAUCAAUAAUUAAAUUGAUUAAUUUUGAUUUAUCUCUGGCGACAGAAAAAAGUAGAUACAAUUUAUUUAUUUUUAAAGGAAGUACAAUCACUAAAACAUUUCUUAGUGUAUUAUAUUUAUUCUUAAAAUAAUUAGAGUUUCAAUUAGUCUCUUUACAUUUUCGUUAACAAAUAUUAUUGAAAAAUUGAAAUUUCAAUUCCUUUUAACAUGUUGUAGCUAUUCAAAUUGAUUUGAAAAUUUUUAUUUAAUUUCAGAAUAACACUUGUAUUGAAUAAUGCAUUUUUUUAAUAUUAUGUUAUUAACAUAUAGUACACAUUAAUAAUUUAUCAGCUUUCUUCACUCUUUAAUCUAAGCCAACUAAAGAUUAAAAAAAAAAGGAAUGCAGAAGUGGCUUUUAUAGGUAUUAUUAAAAAUAAUAAAUUGUAGAACCAAAAAUUAUGAGUACUUUAGAUCUAGAAUUAUUUAUUAUUAGUGUACAGAGUAUCAAAGAAAGGAAUUAAAAACU